GAACAAGCGACUCUUGUCAAUUAGAUUAGUCAGAAGAAACUGUUCGUCUGUGGUGCUGAAGGACACCAAUGUUUUUCUGAUUAGUUUGUUAAUUUAUGAUCGUUUUUUUUUCUUCCCCUCCUGGUAUGAGUGAACGUAAAGUUUAGCGGCGAGACACCGGCUGUAAGAUAACAUAAGCGACAAACGGGGCAGCAGCUUCUGACCUUCUGUGGUGUUUGUGGAGUUAGCUAAAGUGCUACUUGUGGCUGACGCACUGAGUCUCCAGCCUUAAUUCUGUGCCAUUAAUGGUUUAAAGUGGGCAGCCACGCAUGUGGCAGCGUCCUGAGUGCGCACGAUGACAUCGGAGACUUCGGUCUCCAUAUCCAGCGUCAGCAGUAACCCUGCAAAGGGAAGCUAUUACUGGCUGCGCUCCUUUGCAGCUGGAGGUAUAUCAGCAUGCUGUGCCAAGACUACAAUUGCGCCCCUGGACAGAGUCAAGAUCCUACUUCAAGCUCAGAACCCCCAUUACAGACAUCUCGGAGUGUUUUCCACUCUGUGUGCUGUGCCAAAGAAAGAAGGGUUCCUUGGCUUGUACAAGGGUAACGGGGCGAUGAUGGUUCGGAUUUUUCCUUAUGGAGCGAUUCAGUUCAUGGCCUUUGAGAGAUAUUCAAAGGUAAGCUAUAGGGGUGUACAUCUCUCCCUUAUAUAA
Molecule: messenger RNA, 688 nt
Organism: Thalassophryne amazonica
Lineage: Eukaryota; Metazoa; Chordata; Actinopteri; Batrachoidiformes; Batrachoididae
Product: graves disease carrier protein-like
Exons: 3
Coding region: 335-688 (117 amino acids)
Biological process (GO): transmembrane transport
Cellular component (GO): mitochondrial inner membrane
Source: RefSeq, a predicted model, not a curated record